Cyclospora cayetanensis is the source of this 2298-nucleotide messenger RNA. Its product is annotated as probable serine/threonine-protein kinase nek2. Gene Ontology annotation, molecular function: ATP binding; protein kinase activity. Lineage: Eukaryota; Apicomplexa; Conoidasida; Eucoccidiorida; Eimeriidae. The transcript has 10 exons. Bases 7 to 2298 code for a protein of 763 amino acids. Gene Ontology annotation, biological process: protein phosphorylation. The record is from RefSeq and is a predicted model, not a curated record.
GCUCGCAUGGCGGAGUUUGAAGUCAUAAGGCCCUUGGGGCAAGGCCAAUACGGCAAAGUCUCGCUAGUCAGACACAAAGAGACAGGUGCUUUACUCUGUUGGAAGGCUAUUUGCUAUGCCGGCCUCAGGAGCCGCGAGAAGCAGCAGCUCGUAUCCGAAGUAAAUGUGAUGCGCUCCUUGGAUCAUCCGCAUAUUGUUCGGUACUAUGAACACGUCGUCCAGAGAAGGCAACAAGCUUUAUAUAUUUUAAUGGAGUUUUGCGAUGGCGGAGACCUUCAUAAACAAAUUGAGACGGCUCACAAACACCUCGGCGGCAUUCAAGAAGACAGAAUUUUGCAGGUUCUUCUGCAGUUGCUGUCCGCAUUGGCGUAUUGUCAUGAGGGCGUGGGACUCAACAGAGUGCGCAUUCUGCACAGAGACUUGAAACCAUGCAACAUCUUCCUGUGUAGUGAUCCCCGAGCUCCAGGUGACCCCUCACGUCUUCGGGUGAAGAUCGGCGAUUUCGGCUUGUCGCGACACCUCAGCCUGAACAGCAUGGCGCACUCAUGCGUAGGAACGCCGCAUUACUGGAGUCCUGAGCUGCUCAACGAGGGGCCGAAGACGUAUGACAGCAAGACAGAUCUUUGGAGUCUUGGGUGUCUACUGUACGAAAUGGCAACUGGCAAGACGCCGUUCGCUGCAGCCCAGCAAAUGCAGCAACUCCGCCAGCGCGUUGCUCUGGGCCCUAAACUCCCUAUUCCCGGGUUCUCGACGGCCUUCAACGGCUUGCUGGCAGCCUUACUGCAAGCCGAUCCAGCGCGACGGCCCUCAGCCUUGGAAUGCAUGGGCUUCUCCAUCUUCCACUCAAUACCCCCUACCGAAAGACCACCGAUUCCAGCGCACUGCGACAGCAGCACGCGCAGCAGCAGCUGCAGCAACGGCGGGAUCGUGCGCCAGCAGUCUCUUCUCAAGGAUGCAGCAGCGCCUCUUGGGACCAUCGCAGAAGAAGAAGAAAAUGAGGACCCCCAAACCAGCCACGACUCCAAAUUCCGCAGCAGCAGCAGCCAAGGGCAAGAGGACCUCAUUCAGGCCUUGCCUCUGCAGCAGCAGCAGCAGCAGCAGCAGCAGCAGCAAGAGCUGCAGCAGCAGCAGCAGCAGCAGCAGCCCCUCUGCAGCUCGUUUCUCCCCGCACUGGCUCGAGGUGCAGCAAGAGUUGCAGCAGCAGCAACACUUGGAGCAACAGCAGCUGCUGCUGCAGCAGCAGCAGCUCGAACUGCGUCAGCAGCACAGCGGCAGGAGGAGGAGCUGCAGCAGCAGCAGCAGCAGCAGCAGCAGGAGCUGCAGCAGCGUUUCCGCCAGCUCUGUGCUGGGUAUGCGUCUCGAAACCUGCCCUCUGCUGCCGCUCCUCCUCCCGGAUUUUACCCUUCUAGCGCAGCUGCUGCCACAGCGACAGCGACUGCGGGUGCUGCCGCGAUGUCAUGUCACCCAGCCAGCAGCAACCAACGGCUUCAGAGUCAGCAGCAACAAAGAGAGUAUCAGACGCUGCGAGAUCGGUCUCCUGUAGACUCUGCAAGCGGAAGGGCUGCAGGGGCUCGUAGCGGCGCAGUGCGUAACAGCAGCAACAACAGCAGCAAAUGUAGCGGUAGCGGUUGGGGUGUCUUGAAUUACCAGGGUUCUAACACAAGUCCACAGACUCCAGGAGCAGCUGCAGCAGGCAGCACUUUGUUUCCCCCCAUGCCACGGCUUGAGCGCAGAUGGAAUGAGGAGCUGCGCUCUGCCGCUAUUGCAGCAGCAGCAGCACCAGCAACACCACCUGCAGGAGCCAGCAGCAGCAGCACCCCUCGUGGAAGUGCGGCAGAUCUUGGAGCUCGUCUCGCCUUCGAUGGCGCUAGAGAGACUCGUCUUCUCGAGACACUCUCGCAAAACAGACGGGCCGCACGGCUUAGCGAGGGGAACUGGCGGGUAGGCGAGCAGUUCGCGGAAAUCCGACGUUCUGAUUGGUUAGAGGAGGCUGCUUUUGCUCUCCCUGCUGCUCUUCAUGCAACGGGAACGAAACUGACACCCCAAACCGGAGACUUCGUUUCGGGAGCCUCAACGAGUGCCUCCGGCUGCACCUCCUCAGGGGCAUCCCGGUGGGAGCAACCAAACCUCUCUGGAGAGCUUCAGCAACAGCUUCAGCAGCACCAGCACCAGCAGCACCAGUACCAGCACCAGCAGCAGCAGCAACAGCAGCAGCAGCAGUCAGAGACUGACCGCAUGCGUGGCUCGGGAGGUGAGCCUCUAGUGGUGAGAAGACACCAGACCCUUUCUUCAGGGUAA